GAGUAUGAUCGACUUGGCCAGAGGAGUGUUGAAUGAGGAGGAGAAGGGACUCGUGGGACAGGGUGCACCCAAGGACUCUGUGACAGCUCCGCGUCGAUUCAUCCCUGAAAAUUCGGCUGACGGGGGGAAUCUGAAGGAUAUGGCUCCUGACGCUGAGAACACGUUGAGUCUGUCGUUCACUGCGUUGACUCAGAAACCAUCCAUCUCAGGAUGUCAGAGAAGGUGGACAUACUUGGAACAGCUCAAGACAGGAUCCCAGAUCUCUCUACCGAGCCCCUGUCUCACUGACCUGGAACUGGAGCACGAAGGGAUGGACCCAGAGGGACAGAUGGAAUUGGCUCUGAUCCAGGGUGAACUUGAAGCUGAACGUAGGGAGUUAGAGAGAGAGCAGCGGUUUCGAGAGGAGCUUUGUUCCCGCAUUGCAGGACUCGACCGGACCCUGCUAUCCGAGAAAGACAAG
This is a messenger RNA of Rhincodon typus (whale shark), 460 nucleotides long. RefSeq names its product pleckstrin homology-like domain family B member 1. The annotation marks the transcript as partial. The record is from RefSeq and is a predicted model, not a curated record. Lineage: Eukaryota; Metazoa; Chordata; Chondrichthyes; Orectolobiformes; Rhincodontidae. The transcript has 3 exons.